Molecule: messenger RNA, 1570 nt
Organism: Daphnia magna
Lineage: Eukaryota; Metazoa; Arthropoda; Branchiopoda; Diplostraca; Daphniidae
Gene: nau
Product: myogenic factor 6
Exons: 5
Coding region: 210-1352 (380 amino acids)
Biological process (GO): positive regulation of myoblast differentiation; muscle organ development; regulation of transcription by RNA polymerase II
Molecular function (GO): DNA-binding transcription factor activity, RNA polymerase II-specific; RNA polymerase II cis-regulatory region sequence-specific DNA binding; protein dimerization activity
Source: RefSeq, a predicted model, not a curated record
GCUGUUCCAGUUAUCCUGAAUGGUCGCCUCUAGUAUCAAGUAAGAUAUAAGAGAACGAAGUCAAAUCCUGAAAGCCACAGUGACUUGGUGAACCAAGUAGGUGAUACGCCGUAGAAAUUUCUCGCUCCAGCAACCUAAAGUGCUACGCAACACUUACUCACAAUAGUAGUUGAAGAAGAAAAAUAAAAAUAAUAGUAAAACCGUGAAAAAUGAUGUCUGAUCAUCGACGCUACACGGAUGCAGAAACUUACGGCGGAUUCUGGAAUACUCCAAGUGCUAUUCAACAACAACAGCAGGGCUACGACCAAAGUUAUCCGCAACAUCAGUACCAAUAUUAUCCAGCGGCCGUGUCUUCGGGUUCACAUCUCAGCGUCGAUCCUUACAACAAUCAUCCAGCCAUUCCCCUAUCACCUCCUUCAUCUAGGCCAGUGUCGGUGAGCUCGGAUGAAAACAGCCUAACUGCAUCAAAUAGCGGUGGUCACCUCAUGCCGCUCUACUCCACCGGUAGACCAUCAUUCCACCAAUCCAGUUAUAUAACUGGGAUCAAGCCGGACCCGGAUCGUGAAGAUCAUCGACAUUUUUUUCAGCAGCGUCACCAUACGUCUUCCAUCGAUAAGGAGCCACAUAUGGCUCCAUCUGAAGAAGAUUGUGGUACCUACGGAAGCAUGUCUCAGACAGAAGACUCAUUGGAUUCAGACGGCGAUGAAUCAACGUCUGGACACACGUUGGCACCCGAAUCUUCGUCUUCGUCGGGUUCGUCAAUCGCAUCAACGGCGGCGGAUCACAAUGCUCAACAUCAUUUGGACGGACACCAAGGACGUCGUUGUCUACUUUGGGCUUGCAAGGCUUGCAAAAAGAAGAAUGUCACGGUCGAUCGGCGUAAAGCUGCUACGAUGAGGGAGCGACGGCGCCUUAGAAAAGUCAAUGAAGCCUUUGAAUCGUUGAAGCGUCGCACAAGCAACAAUCCGGGUCAACGGCUGCCGAAAGUGGAGAUUCUUCGCAAUGCCAUCGAAUAUAUCGAAUCACUAGAAGACAUGCUGUCGUCCUCGCGAGAUCCUUCCACAUCAGGCGGCAACGGCGGCGAUUCCGGUCAAAACCGAGGCGAAAAUGAACCCAUAUCAGUUCACAACAAUGGCUAUAUGACGAACGUUGUGGCUUACUACCAGACCCGACUUCAUCAGUUCAGUGAAUGUCUGACCAACUUCUCGCCGUUAAUCGGCAACGAAGGAUCGGGUGUAGGACAAGGAUCUGCUCCGGGUUCAUCCAGUCUCGAUCGACUCAGUUUCAUUGUCGAGAGUUUGGCUACGACUUGCACGACAACCACUGCACCAACCAACACCAGCACAGUCUGACAAUUCUAUCCUCCUAAAGAAAGAAAAAAAAAAAUUCUUUUGUCAAUCGAUUUUCAGAAAUAUUUUGAAAGUGAAACUCAUUCUGUAGAUCGAAACGCACGAGUUGUUUACUAACCCCAAACUGUUGUACAUAUUUAUGCUACUUAAGUAAAAAGGACUCCAUGAUCACGGUGAAUCCGUUAUACUGUUAUCAAUACACAAAUUUGUCGCGCCCAAAA